UAUAUUAUAUUAUUUCUAGGUUAAGAUUUUGCUCUCUUUCCGUCUAUUUGCUCCUUUCCAUCCAAAUAUUCAUAAUUCAGUUCAAUAAGUUUUCAAUGUUCGGGCAUUGAUAAAACGUGUAUAGCCUGAGGCAGAGUGCGAAUCAGCAAGAAGAAAUCGAUGAUCAGAAGCUUCAAAUGGAACCAUCUCUAGUGCAAACCACUCCUUCAGUUGAAGAUGAUGAUGAUGAGUGGGACACUGAAGGAUUUGUAAUUCCAAGCUUGGGAAUUGAAGACCCUGACCACAAUAAAACCUCUUCUGAAAAAGUAGAAGAUUCUAUACAUUCCAAAGUUGAGGCUGGGAAAGAAGAAAAUAUAUACCUUGGGCCCCACGGAGCUCCUCCAUCUCAAGCAAAACAGCAAGAGCUGAACCCUUUGAACCGCAAGCAGAAAUUUAAGCAGAAACUUAAGGAAGCCGAUAGGCGAUAUAGUGGGAGCGGGCGGGAAAAUAAGGUGGAUAAUUUAAGAGAGCUUGUUGGAGGUGGAAAAAUGGCUGUGACUCCAUCUAAAAUUUCGUCCAGGGAAUGGCUAGACCCGCAUUGUCAUGAGUCUCAAUUUGAGAGAAGGAAUCUUCAUUAGAUUUUCGGAAUCUGUGGCGAAACUCAUAAACUACUUCACUCAUGUUUGGCUCUCUCCUUGCUUCGUGAGUUUGUUACCUCAAUAAUGUCAAAUCUCAUUUUAUAUGUUUAAGGAACUUGAGCUUAAAGUUUGGUGUCUUCUGGUAAGGCAGCAAUUGUUCUUCUCUUGGGAUAGUGUGCUGCUUUAUAGUGUUAGGAUUGCACAUUAGUUUUAUCAAGGUUUUAAAAGGCGCUAGGUAGUGGGAUUGGGUCUUGGGCUUAGAGUGCCUAGGCAGGGAUUAGUCUAGGCCUAUGCAUAGUCGUAAAAAUAUGAAUAAAUUUAUUUAUAUUUCAAAUCAUGCAUAACUUACAAACUAU
Messenger RNA from Striga asiatica, 973 nucleotides. Lineage: Eukaryota; Viridiplantae; Streptophyta; Magnoliopsida; Lamiales; Orobanchaceae. The record is from the annotation of a GenBank genome assembly.